CGUGGGCGGGUGUUCUAAGCCAGCCAUGGAUGUGCCUGGGAACCUAACCGACUUUCCCGUCUCCACUCCUUCGCCCUCGGAGACCAACUGCAGCCUGGGCGCGGAAGAUCAGCGCCCCCACCCGCCCCUUCUCUCGGUCUUCGGGGUGCUCGUUCUGACCUUGCUGGGCUCGCUCGUGGCGGCCACGUUCGCCUGGAACCUACUGGUGCUGGCGACCAUCCUGAGGGUGCGCACCUUCCACCGUGUGCCGCACAACCUGGUGGCCUCCAUGGCCAUCUCGGACGUCCUGGUGGCCGCCCUGGUCAUGCCUUUGAGCCUGGUGCACGAGCUCUCCGGGCGCCGCUGGCAUCUGGGCCGGCGGCUGUGCCAGCUGUGGAUCGCUUGCGAUGUGCUCUGCUGCACGGCCAGCAUCUGGAACGUGACAGCCAUCGCGCUGGAUCGCUACUGGUCCAUCACCCGCCACCUGGAGUACACGCUCCGCGCCCGCCAGCGGGUCUCCAAUAUCAUGAUCGCGCUCACCUGGGUCCUCUCGGCGGUCAUCUCCCUGGCCCCCUUGCUCUUCGGCUGGGGGGAGACCUACUCGGAGGGCAGCGAGGAGUGCCAGGUGAGCCACGAGCCGUCCUACACCGUGUUUUCCACCGUGGGCGCCUUCUACCUGCCCCUCUGCGUGGUCCUCUUUGUCUACUGGAAGAUCUACAAAGCUGCCAAGUUCCGCGUGGGCUCUAGGAAGAUCAACAGCGUCUCACCCAUGUCCGAAGCUGUGGAGGUGAAGGACACGGCUCAGCAGAUGGUGUUUACUGUCCGCCAUGCCACCGUCACCUUUCAGACGGAAGGGGACACCUGGAGGGAACAGAAAGAGCAAAAAGCUGCUUUGAUGGUGGGCAUCCUCAUUGGGGUGUUUGUUCUCUGCUGGAUUCCCUUCUUCAUCACUGAACUCAUCAGUCCUCUCUGUUCAUGUGACAUCCCUGCCAUCUGGAAAAGCAUUUUCCUUUGGCUUGGCUACUCCAAUUCCUUCUUCAACCCUCUGAUCUAUACAGCUUUCAACAAGAACUACAAUAGUGCGUUUAAGAACUUCUUUUCCAGGCAACGCUGAGUAGAAGGAUCUGAGAGAAAUAAGAACUAUUCCCAUACAUUUAAUUUAUUUAAUCUAUUUCCCUAAUCCUAUC
This is a messenger RNA of Echinops telfairi (small Madagascar hedgehog), 1166 nucleotides long. RefSeq names its product 5-hydroxytryptamine receptor 5A (gene HTR5A). The record is from RefSeq and is a predicted model, not a curated record. NCBI's taxonomy places the organism in Eukaryota, Metazoa, Chordata, Mammalia, Afrosoricida, Tenrecidae. Gene Ontology annotation, molecular function: neurotransmitter receptor activity; G protein-coupled serotonin receptor activity. The coding region runs from base 26 to 1093 and encodes 355 amino acids. Gene Ontology annotation, biological process: chemical synaptic transmission; G protein-coupled receptor signaling pathway, coupled to cyclic nucleotide second messenger. The transcript is spliced from 2 exons. Gene Ontology annotation, cellular component: dendrite; plasma membrane.